UAUUUUCUUUAUGGGGAAUUGAAGCCUCGAGAUAUUUUUCUAUAGGUGGAGACCAUAACCCGCCAUAGUAUUUUCACAGCUUUGACCUCACCAAAGUUAAAACGUUUCUUCAAUUCACUACACAAAUGCUGUUAGCUAUGGAAUCCUCUGCAACUAUACCACUUUCUCAGCUUCCUUAUGUCUUCCCUACAAUACCCAGCAGCAACAAAGGUUAUCCUUUUUGGCCUUGCAAGCGAAGGAGCUCUCAACCCACACGCUUACACUGCAAUAAGAUGUUUGUACCUGGAUUUGGAGAAGCAUCACCAGAAGCAAAGGCUGCUAAAAACCUCCACAAUUUCUUCACCUACACUGCAGUUAAGAUUGUUGCUGCUCAACUUGAGGAUUAUAAUCCUGAAGCAUAUCAAGAGCUAAUGGAAUUCCUGGCUAGACACCCGUUGAAUGAUGGUGACAAGUUCUGCGCCAGUAUGUUUAGAGAAUCAUCAAGGCAUAAGAAAUUAGCCCUACGCAUAAUGGAGGUGCGAACAGCAUACUGCAAAAAUGAUUUUGAAUGGGACAACUUGAAGCGCCUAGCUUUUAAGAUGGUCACUGAAUCUAACACGAGGCUUAUGAGGGAUUAUGUCUUGGAAACCAGUCCUGGUGAAACCGAGAAGUGAAUACGCCUGCAGCAAUGAACUAGCCCCUUCGUUCCCUUUGAUCGAACACGAGCUCGGGCAAUCUUCUGGAAAGAACUCAUCUAAAUGGUUCUCGAUGCAUUUUAUACCCCGGUAUUAGCAAGGUUAUGAUAUGAAAAAUCGAGUUAGAUCAUAAAUGGUUGGAGUAAUCUGUAAUACAAAUUGAUAAUCAACGGAAUAUAUUGCUGAACCCUCCAUGACUUGAUUGGGAUACUUUGGAGUACCUGAAUUGCCUGUUACUUACAAAAUAAGACCAUUUCGAGCAGA
Messenger RNA from Gastrolobium bilobum, 938 nucleotides. RefSeq names its product chaperonin-like RBCX protein 1, chloroplastic. Gene Ontology annotation, molecular function: protein folding chaperone. NCBI's taxonomy places the organism in Eukaryota, Viridiplantae, Streptophyta, Magnoliopsida, Fabales, Fabaceae. Bases 126 to 653 code for a protein of 175 amino acids. The record is from RefSeq and is a predicted model, not a curated record. The transcript has 6 exons. Gene Ontology annotation, biological process: ribulose bisphosphate carboxylase complex assembly.